This is a messenger RNA of Aspergillus steynii IBT 23096, 2397 nucleotides long. RefSeq names its product OPT family oligopeptide transporter. The coding region runs from base 1 to 2397 and encodes 798 amino acids. The record is from RefSeq and is a predicted model, not a curated record. Gene Ontology annotation, molecular function: oligopeptide transmembrane transporter activity. NCBI's taxonomy places the organism in Eukaryota, Fungi, Ascomycota, Eurotiomycetes, Eurotiales, Aspergillaceae. Gene Ontology annotation, biological process: transmembrane transport. The transcript has a single exon.
AUGGGGUUUCCAGCCAGAUUAAGGAGGCUGGCACGAGCUUCUGGCAGUGCAUCCAGCGCCUCAACUGCGGCCACUCAUGAUGAAUCCAAUCAGACGUCCAAGACGGCAACUGUGACGGAAACGUCCGGCUUUGAUGUGCCAGACAUCGACGACACGGAAAAUAUCAGGAAAGUCAGCGAAACCGCGGCAAUCGAACAGGAGACUGAAGAAGAUCCAGAAAUAGCUGCACUCCCUCGUGAGGUGCGCCAAUUGGUCAAUCUAAAUGAUGAUCCCUCCUUGCCGACGAUUACUUUCCGAUACUUUAUCCUGGCGGUGGUCUUCGUCGUGCCGGGCGCUUUUCUCUCCCAAAUGAGCCAGUUCCGUACCACACAAGCCCCCUAUUCCAACUUCUUUGUGCAGAUUGCCUGUCACUAUGCGGGACACUUCCUGGCUCGGGUGCUGCCGCCCUGGAUCAUUCGCGUGCCUUUCACGCCCUGGUCGUUUAAUAUGAACCCCGGCCCGUGGAGCCCUAAAGAGCAUGUUCUUGUCACCGUUACCGCCGCCUCGGGCGCCAUUUACAACCAGGGAUACACGCCAAUUGCGCUAGCGGAGCUCUUCUACGGCGAGAGGUUGAACCCAGCAGUGGCUAUCUUCUUCAUGCUUGCGAUUGUUUGGGUGGGAUAUGCGUUUGCCGCCAUCGCGCGCCAGGUCCUUCUGUACGAUCCCUCGUAUAUCUGGCCGCAGGCUCUGAUGCAGACGACGCUGUUCGAGACAUUCCGAAAACAAGACACCUCGUCGCCCCUUGCACGACGCCAGCUGAAGCUCUUCUUUCUUUCCUUCCUCGGUAUGACACUAUGGCAAUUCCUUCCCGAAUACGUUUUUCCUUUCACGUCGUCCCUCGCCUUCCUGUGCUGGGUGGCACCUCACAACCCCGUCGCCAACUUCAUCGGCUCCGGACUCGGCGGCAUGGGCUUCCUAAACCUCUCCUUGGACUGGUCCAACAUCAACUGGAAUGGCUCAUCCAUCCUCCUCACCCCCUGGUGGACGCAGGUCGUGCUCUUCGCUGCCUUCGCCUUCAACUGCUGGGUGCUCCUCCCCGCCGCCAAAUGGGGCAACCUAGGCUCAUACAAGCACGGUCUGAUGUCCAACAGCCUCCUCAUGGCCAACGGCACCACCUACCCCGUCCUCGACGUUCUAACCCCAGACUUCCGCCUUAACCAAACCGCCUUCGAAGAGUACGGCCCCAUGUACAUGGGCCUCCAAUACGCAUGGUCCACUUUCUUUGACUACGGCAAAAUCACCGCCGCAAUCACCUGGAUCGCCACCUUCGGCUUCCUCCAGAUCUCCUCGAACUUCAGCAAACUCAUCGCCUCCUUCCGCCGCUCCCCCGACGGCUCCAAGCCCCAAUCCAUCAACCACCAAUACCACGACCGGCUCAACGUCCUCCAGCGCGCAUACAAAGAGGUCCCAAUAUGGUGGUACGUCGUGCUCUUCCUCGCUGCCUUCCUCAUCAUCAUCAUCGCCCUUGCCCGCGGCUUCCUCUGGAUCCCUAUCUGGACGCUCUUCGUCGGGCUCAUCACCUCCGCCAUCUUUGUCAUCCCCUUCGGCUACCUGUACGCCAUCUCCAACUACCAGCUCUCCAUCGGCACCUUCAACGAGAUGAUGUACGGCUACAUGGUACACACACGCGCCGGCGAAUCCCACCGCCACCCGUGCGGGCCAUCCACCUACGGCGCCAUCGCCGGCGACGCAUGGUACCGCGCGCAGACGAUGCUCCAGGACCAGAAAAUCGGCCACUACAUGCACGUGCCGCCGCGCACCGUCUUCUUCUCGCAGGUCUUCGGCACCAUCCUCGGCGUGCCGGUCAACUACGGCGUCAUGCGCUGGGUCCUCAACACCAAAUCCGACUACCUGACCGGCGUGAAGCCCGACCCGCUGAACCAGUGGACUGGGCAGACCCUGCAGAGCUAUAAGACCAUGGGCGUGCAGUACGCUGUGAUCGGGCCGAAGCGCAUGUUCGCGCAGGGCCAGCUUGCGGUUCUGCCCUAUGCGUUCCUAGUGGGUGCAGUGCUCCCGCCGAUGCUGUACGUGGCGCAUCGCUUCCUGCCGAAAUGGCGCAUUGAUCUCUGGAACGUGAGUAUUUUCUUCUCUGGCAUGGCGGUGUUCUACGGAAAUGUGAGUACCGGGUACACGUCUGCGUUUAUCGGCGGAUAUGUGGUGAUGUACUGGGCGUAUCGGAAGCGGUUCGAGGUGUGGAAGAGGUAUAGUUACAUGAUUGCGGCGGCGUUCGACGCGGGGUUUAAUCUGAAUAUGUUGUUGAUUUUCUUGUUCUUUGGAUCGGGCAAGCAGAUUUCGAUGCCGAAUUGGUGGGGGAAUAAUGGGGUUUCGGUGGAGAGGUGUUUUGCGCUGGAUUCAUGA